AUGUCUGCCCUUGCCAUGGACUGUACUCAUCUUCGCCCGCGGCGAUUUGCCCCGCUUGAUGCCGGGAAACCGUCAGAUGCCCCGGUGUUGAAGGGUAUCGUCUUCGAUGUGGAUGGGACUUUGUGUUUACCACAACACCACAUGUUCACCGAAAUGAGAGAUGCUCUCGACAUCGACAAGUCCAUCGACAUCCUCCACCAUAUCCGCGAGCUCCCCACACCCGAAGACCGUGCUGCAGCUGUUGCCAAGGUCCAAGCCGUCGAACGGCGAGCCAUGCUGGAGCAACAGCCCCAACCAGGCCUGUCAAAGCUAAUGGAUUACCUGCAAUCCCGCGGUAUACGACGAGCACUCUGUACACGAAACUUCGAGGCCCCGGUCCAAUAUCUCAUUCAGAAUCAUCUCCCCAGCCACAUAUUCCUUCCCAUCAUCACUCGCGAUACCCCCCAUUUGCUUCCCAAGCCUGAUCCAGCGGGCAUUCUGCAUAUCGCCGGCGAAUGGGGUUUGACUAAUCGGGCGGAGAAUAUGAUCAUGGUUGGAGAUAGCAUUGACGACAUGACUUCCGGACACGCGGCCGGGGCGGCAACCGUGUUGCUGCUGAAUGAGCGGAAUAGUCAUCUCCGCGAGCAUGCUCAUACGGAUCUCUGCAUUAAUCGCCUGGAUGACUUGAUUGAUAUCCUGGAGGGAGGAUUCCUUGGUCGGGAAGAGAAUGAUGUGCAUGAGGAGAACUAG
Penicillium daleae is the source of this 729-nucleotide messenger RNA. Its product is annotated as putative haloacid dehalogenase-like hydrolase. The coding region runs from base 1 to 729 and encodes 242 amino acids. Lineage: Eukaryota; Fungi; Ascomycota; Eurotiomycetes; Eurotiales; Aspergillaceae. The record is from RefSeq and is a predicted model, not a curated record. The transcript is spliced from 5 exons.